This is a messenger RNA of Aspergillus ruber CBS 135680, 2010 nucleotides long. Its product is annotated as acetate--CoA ligase. NCBI's taxonomy places the organism in Eukaryota, Fungi, Ascomycota, Eurotiomycetes, Eurotiales, Aspergillaceae. The record is from RefSeq and is a predicted model, not a curated record. Gene Ontology annotation, cellular component: cytosol. Gene Ontology annotation, molecular function: AMP binding; acetyl-CoA synthetase activity. The coding region runs from base 1 to 2010 and encodes 669 amino acids. The transcript is spliced from 3 exons.
AUGUCUGAAGGAGACGUCAUGCCCCCGAAGCCAGCAGUGGUCUCCGAGGCCCACGAUGUCGACACCUUUAACAUUCCCAAGGCCUUUUACGACAAGCACCCCACAGGCACUCACCUUAAAGACCUCGACGAGUACAAGAAACUGCACGAAGAGUCUAUCCGCAGUCCCGACACCUUCUGGGCUCGCAUGGCCCGCGAGCUCCUCACCUUCGACAAGGAUUUCCAAACCACCCGCUCCGGUUCCUUCGCCAACGGUGAUGUUGCCUGGUUUGUUGAGGGUCGCCUGAACGCCUCUUUCAACUGUGUCGACCGUCACGCCCUUAAGGACCCCAACAAGACCGCCAUCAUCUACGAGGCCGACGAGCCCAGCGAGGGCCGCACCAUCACAUACGGAGAGCUCUUGCGUGAGGUUUCCCGCGUUGCUUGGGCUCUUAAGCAGCAGGGUGUCAAGAAGGGUGACACUGUUGCCAUCUACCUUCCUAUGAUUCCUGAGGCUCUCAUUGCGUUCCUUGCUUGCUCCCGUAUUGGUGCCGUCCACUCCGUUAUCUUCGCCGGUUUCUCCUCCGACUCUCUCCGUGACCGUGUCCUCGACGCUGGCUCCAAGGUCGUCAUCACCGCUGACGAGGGUCGCCGUGGUGGCAAGGUCAUCGGUACCAAGCGCAUCGUAGACGAAGCUCUCAAGCAGUGCCCCGAUGUCACUAGCGUUCUCGUCUUCAAGCGGACCGGCGCUGAGGUUCCCUGGACCGCUGGCCGUGACCUUUGGUGGCACGAGGAAGUUGAAAAAUACCCCAACUACUUCCCUCCCGAGCCCGUCAACUCCGAAGACCCCCUCUUCUUGCUCUACACCUCCGGUUCUACCGGUAAGCCCAAGGGUGUCAUGCACACUACCGCAGGUUACCUACUCGGUGCUGCUAUGACCGGCAAGCACGUCUUUGACAUCCACGACGACGACCGCUUCUUCUGCGGUGGUGACGUUGGCUGGAUCACUGGCCACACCUACGUCGUCUACGCUCCUUUGCUUUUGGGAUGUGCCACCGUCGUCUUCGAGAGUACCCCGGCCUACCCCAACUUCUCUCGCUACUGGGAUGUCAUCGAAAAAUACCAGGUCACCCAGUUCUACGUUGCUCCCACCGCUCUGCGCUUGCUCAAGCGUGCUGGUGACGAGCACAUCAAGCACCAGAUGGAGCACUUGCGUAUCCUUGGCUCCGUUGGUGAGCCCAUUGCUUCAGAAGUCUGGAAAUGGUACUUUGAGAAGGUUGGCAAGGAGGAGGCUCACAUUUGUGACACCUACUGGCAAACUGAGACUGGCUCCCACGUCAUCACUCCCUUGGGUGGUAUCACCCCUACCAAGCCCGGUAGCGCCUCUCUGCCGUUCUUCGGUAUCGAGCCCGCCAUUAUUGACCCCGUCUCGGGCGACGAAAUCACUGGUAACGAUGUCGAGGGUGUGCUUGCUUUCAAGCAGCCCUGGCCCUCUAUGGCCCGUACCGUCUGGGGUGCCCACAAACGCUACAUGGACACCUAUCUGAACGUCUACAAGGGCUACUACUUCACUGGUGACGGUGCUGGUCGUGACAAGGAUGGUUACUACUGGAUCCGUGGACGUGUCGAUGAUGUCGUCAACGUCUCUGGACACCGUCUGUCCACUGCUGAAAUCGAAGCCGCCCUGAUUGAGCACCCCCAGGUUGCCGAAGCUGCUGUCGUCGGUAUCGCCGAUGAACUCACCGGCCAGACCGUCAACGCCUUCGUCUCUCUCAAAGAAGGCAACGAGACCAACGAACAAGUCCGUAAGGACCUUGUCAUGCAGGUCCGUAAGUCCAUUGGACCGUUCGCCGCCCCCAAGGCCGUCUUUGUUGUCGACGAUCUCCCCAAAACUCGCAGCGGUAAGAUCAUGCGCCGUGUCCUGCGCAAGAUCCUCAGCGGCGAGGAGGACAGCCUUGGUGACACUUCGACACUGUCGGAUCCUUCUGUUGUGAACAGAAUCAUCGACACUGUUCACGCUUCGCGGAAGUGA